AAAAAGACCAUAAAAUGAAAAUCAAUAUAUUGGUUAUUGUUGCAUUUUCCCUUUUAGUCGUCGUGCGGUCAUUAUCUUCGAUGAAACAAACUCUUUACUACGAAUCGAUAUUUAAUUUUGGUGAUUCUUUAAGCGACACCGGAAAUUUCCUUGUCUCCGGUGAUGUAUACUCUCCGACCAUCGGAAGACCACCAUACGGCGAAACUUUCUUUAACCGUUCAACCGGCCGUUUCUCUGAUGGACGUCUCAUCAUUGAUUUUAUUGCUGAAGCAAAUGGAUUACCAUACGUUCCACCGUAUCUCCAAAGUGUAGUAACAAAAUCUUCAAUGGAUUUUAAGAAAGGAGCAAAUUUUGCAGUGGCUGGAGCGACGGCGAACGAAUUUAACUUCUUUAAAGAAAGAGGUCUUUCGGUAACAUUAUUGACGAAUAAGACAUUGGAUAUUCAACUUGACUGGUUCAAGAAAUUGAAACUUUCUCUUUGUAAAACCAAGCCAGAAUGUGAACAAUACUUUAAGAAAUCUCUAUUUUUCGUGGGAGAAAUUGGUGGAAACGAUUAUAAUUACCCUCUUUUAGCAUUCCGGAGUUUUAAACAUGCUAUAGAUUUUGUACCAUUCGUCGUUAACAAAAUCAUUAAUGUCACAAGCGCUUUGAUAGAGGAAGGUGCGGUGACGCUGGUGAUUCCGGGAAACCUUCCUAUUGGUUGUUCGGCGGUUCUAUUAGAGCGGUUCAGCGAUGAUAAAGGAUGGCUCUAUGACCCGAGGAACCAAUGUUACAAGCCACUGAACUAUAUUGCUAAGCUUCACAAUGAUAAACUCAAUAAAGAACUUGUAACUCUAAGGCAAAAGUACCCUCAAGCCAGGAUUAUAUAUGCUGAUUAUUACGGUUCUGCCAUGCAAUUCUUCAACUCGCCUGCCAAAUAUGGUUUUACUGGAAGUGUCCUAAAGGCAUGUUGUGGAGGAGAAGAUGGAAGAUACAAUGCGAAACCAAGCGUACGGUGCGGCGGAAAGGGUUCGACAACUUGUGAAAACCCUUCAACGUAUGCAAAUUGGGACGGAAUCCACCUAACCGAGGCGGCGAACCGCCACAUUGCAACCGGUCUCAUCUCCGGCCGUUUCACCAAACCUUCUCUUAAUAACAAUUCAUUAAUUUACAAGUUCUAAUUAUAUAUAAAAAACACACACACAUAAUUUGAACAUGUUG
Thlaspi arvense is the source of this 1200-nucleotide messenger RNA. The record is from the annotation of a GenBank genome assembly. NCBI's taxonomy places the organism in Eukaryota, Viridiplantae, Streptophyta, Magnoliopsida, Brassicales, Brassicaceae.